GUAAAAGUUCUAGUUCUGAGAAGCUGAAUUCUAGCAAUAAAGAGAAAGAAUUAAUUCCAUUAGGUGAAAACAGUCAAGAUCAAACCAAGGGGAAAGUUAAAAAGAAAGAAAAUGAUGAAUGCAAAGAGGAGGAA
Molecule: messenger RNA, 134 nt
Organism: Ambispora leptoticha
Lineage: Eukaryota; Fungi; Glomeromycota; Glomeromycetes; Archaeosporales; Ambisporaceae
Source: the annotation of a GenBank genome assembly